Messenger RNA from Erpetoichthys calabaricus (reedfish), 4313 nucleotides. Its product is annotated as sialin. Gene Ontology annotation, molecular function: transmembrane transporter activity. Bases 130 to 1779 code for a protein of 549 amino acids. Gene Ontology annotation, biological process: monoatomic anion transport; transmembrane transport. The transcript has 12 exons. The record is from RefSeq and is a predicted model, not a curated record. Lineage: Eukaryota; Metazoa; Chordata; Cladistia; Polypteriformes; Polypteridae.
CGCUGAGUGACGUCCUGGCUUCAAAUAUGACAUUUUUUGAAAGGGUGAUGUUGUUACUCUUGGAUCAGCGAUGGAUUUAGGCUGGCAGUCUGACUGAGGAAAGGAUAUGGUACCAGCUGCCUGGCAGGUAUGGCAGUACAAGAUGGACAACCCAUGAACCUCAGUGACAGUGAAGAUGAAGAAUGGCCUACAGAAGAGGUGCAGCCAUUACUGGACAACAAAGCACAAACAUUAGGUGGAGCACAACAUGUUACCAACAUAUCCUCAGUGCCACUGAUAGGCUCCAGGCAGUGCUGCUCAGCCCGCUGGAACUUGUCCUUCUUGAUGUUCCUGGGGUUCAGUAUGGUUUAUGCUCUACGUGUUAACCUUAGUGUGGCAAUGGUAGCCAUGGUCAAUAGUACAGUUCCUCAGCCAGUAGACAACAGCACCUAUUUGGCCGUGUGUCCAGAUCAUUCAGCUGACAACAGUAGCAACACCAGCAGGGAAACGCUAAAGGUUCAACAGUUCCAGUGGGAUUCAACAACUCAGGGAGUGAUUUUGAGUUCAUUUUUCUAUGGGUACAUCCUUACUCAGGUUCCAGGGGGUUACCUAGCAGGCUACUUCGGGGGAAAGCUUUUUCUGGGCCUUGGGGUGCUGGUCACCGCAGCUUUAACAUUGCUUACCCCACUAGCAGCCAGUCUAGGGGUACCCUACCUUGUUAUCUUAAGGGCCCUAGAGGGCUUUGGAGAGGGUGUGACCUAUCCUGCAAUGAAUGCCAUGUGGGCAAAAUGGGCACCUCCUCUUGAGCGCAGCAGGCUGAUGACCUUUUCUGGCACAGGUGGUAGCUUUGGGUCAUUUGUGGCACUCCCCCUUACUGGAUUCAUUUGCCAUUCCCUUGGCUGGGCUUACGUCUUUUACAUCUUUGGUAAACUGUUUUCCACGGGGGCCGCUGGCUGUAUCUGGGCGCUUUUGUGGUUCUGCCUGGUCACCGAUGAACCUCUUUCUCACCCCAGAAUCAGCAAGCAGGAGAGAGAUCACAUCACCAGUUCAGUUGGUUUACAGGGUCAGUGUCAUGGAUGGACUCUCCCGUUUCUAUCGAUGCUCACUUCUCUCCCACUCUGGGCCAUCAUCAUUGCUCAUUUUUGCAUCAACUGGUCUUUCUACACUCUACUGACGACACUGCCAUCCUAUAUGGCCCAAGUGCUACACUUCAGCAUCAAAGAAAAUGGAUUCCUCUCUGCAGUGCCUUAUUUCACUUCUUGGGUCAUGUCUAUCAUUUGUGGUCAGCUGGCUGAUCGCAUGCGGGAGCGACGCAUUGUCAGCACGACAUUCGUACGCAAGAUGUUUACAGUCAUAGGGUCAGUGCUACCCGCAGCCUUCUUCAUUGCAACAGCAUUUAUUGACUGUGAUUAUGUAGCAGCAAUGGCGUUCCUCACUGUGUCUUCCACUCUGAUUGCCGCUAACUCAGCUGGAUUUAGCAUCAAUCACAUCGAUAUUGCACCAAGGUAUGCCGGGGUGCUGCUGGGCAUCACUAACACAUUUGGGACACUGCCUGGGAUGAUUGCACCCACAGUAGUGGGGUACCUCACUGCUCAGAAUGCCUUGGCUGGGUGGAAAAUAGUGUUCUACAUUUCAGCAGCUAUACUGACAUUUGGUGGAGUAUUUUAUACUGCCUUUGGUAGUGGUGAACCUCAAGCCUGGUCUAAGGGCAUUCCUGAGGGAAAACAGAGAGACCAGAAGAGCAUUACAUCACCCACGCUUAUAAACCAUCCUGUCUGGUCUCCAGAUCCCGAUGAUUAGGACGGAUCGGUAAAGUUUUGAGAAGAUCACUAGUGAAGAAGGUUAACAAUGAACUCUGGAGGUUUUCACUGGCUUGUAUUCAAUUACAAUGUAGCAUAGUUAAGAAAUCACGUUAGAAUGCAUGGACUAAACAAGAUAUGUGACCAGAUAUUACUUUCUGCAGGGUUACCAAUCAUCCUGCUAGAAACUGCUAAUUUUGCUAAAGUUAAAGACCAAUAUUUGUCAGUUUAUAUCAGACAGUCAAGUGACUUAGGCCAACAGGAAGACCAUGUGUUAUGGGAGCAUUUCUGCAUUAAAAUUCAGGAGCAUUUAGGCACAUAACCAUUUGUAAUUAUCUUUGUCAGAGAGGUGGCCAUACUGCAAGAGAUGUGUGAACAGUUAAUAAUAAUAAUAAUAAUAAUUCAUUACAUUUAUAUAGCGCUUUUCUCAGUACUCAAAGCGCUAUCCACACAGGGAGUUCACAGCUGUGUCCUCUCACCUGCAGGCCAGAGGUGUCCUGCAGAGUGGGAACAAUUAAAUGGAAAUACAACAGCAAAGACAAUCAAAAAUUAGCAGAGUACUGUAUGAUUUUUCCUCUACUAACAUUAACUGUAUAUAGCCUGCUGAAACUGCAAUGCCAAUACAUAAUAGUCAGUUAUAUAAUAAACAAGUCUUUCAAAGAUUCCGCUUGCCAGCCUUCUCGGCUCUAACCACAAAUCUUUCUUAGUUAUGGAAGUGUAAUCAUGAACUAAACAGUAGAUAAAAUGGAAUCAUUGAAAUGGCCAGGAUAUAUAAGAAGCCAAAAAUCAAGGGUUUAUUUUUAAAGUUUUGAAUCAUUGAGCUUAUUGAAAAACUUAACUUUAAAAACAGUUUCCAUUUUCUUUGUGUUAACCUCCAGAUCUAAUUUUUUAAAUUAAACACUAGUCAGUUACAAAAUGUAUAAAUCUGAAGUGGAGCCAUUUUGAAGAAAAUUAGAACUUAAACCCUUAGAGACAAGUCAGCCAAGAAUGUUCAGCUUGCUACUUCAUAUGUUGCAGUUUACACCCCACCCACAACCCCCACCAUCUCUUUGAAUUCAAGAUGUACAUACGUGCUUGUUAACCUGUACUUUAAAUGCACCAUUCUUUUAAAUUAUAUUAAGAACAUGAAUGAACUGCCGUGUGUGGAUAUGGGAGAUGUCUGCAUAAUGGAUGUGGAUGUUGCACCUUAGGAAAAUGUGAUUUUCCACUUGAUUCCACCACCUGAUUAAAUAAUGAAAUUGUACAAACUAAAAAUAUAACUCAGUGUUAAUUUACUACAGAGUUUCCCAAACUCAGUCUUGGUGAGGUGCUGUAACUAUUGGCUGUUGAUUUUAUUAACAGCUAUACCAUCUGACUCUAUAUGUGUGACUCUGUAUAGCACUGCUGAGUUACAGCUUCGGAGACCUUGUUUCGAUUCUUGACUUAAGCACUGUCCCUACAACUUUGUCUGCUUUGGUUUUUUACUAAAUAAUCCAUUUUCCUGUCACAUUCCAAAAAUGUGCAUGUAUCUGGUGAGUGUCUUCAUUUGCCCAGUAUGAGUGUAUGCAUAAGUAUGGAGUGUGUGUGUGUGUGUGUGUGUGUGUGGAUGUUCCCUAUGUUGAAUAAAAACUAACCAAUAUAUACGCUGUGAUGAACACAGCUUUUUUUUUACUUAUCAUAUAGACAGUAGUGGCACUUUGAGGAGAACUGAACUGGAACCUGUACAGUUAAUGACUCAUUCCCUACCACAGACUCACUGUUUGAAUCUGAGUAAGCCAUUUAGCCUGCCCACUUUUAAAUCUGAUUAUAAUUUUUAUGUGAAACAUGUUGGUAUCCUAUUUUUAUUAGGAAAAGCAUUAUAAUAGUGCAGGGUUGGCACCCUGCCUGGGAUUGGUUCCCUGCCUUGUGCCCUGUGUUGGCUGGGAUUGGCUCCAGCAGACCCCCGUGACCCUGUUUGGAUUCAGCGGGUUGGAAAAUGGAUGGAUGGAUUGUAAUAGUGUAGGACUCACUUGCUAUUUUGUAUUCUUAUUUCUUUGUAAUUAAAUUACAUAGUAUGUUAUGUCUAUAAGUGUGUUGGCAUACACUCGACCAGCAGGCCAUCAUUGAUAAAAAAGGAUCUAGCUCCCUGUGGCCCAAUCUAAAAAAAAGUGUGUCUCUCUGCACGCAUUUCUGUUACUGAAUGGGUGUACUGCCUUACAACGUACAAACACUGGUUUGAUUUCAUCCUAGGGAGCUGUGUGUGUGUGUAAAGACUGCGUGUUGUUUCUGUGUUUGUGUGGGUUUCCUAAAGGAACUCUGGUGCUGUUGGGCCAUUUGGUUACAUUUACAUGAUCCCCAUGAAGUACUGAUAAGUCUGCUGAUAUAGACAUACAAUGAUAACAUGUCCAGCGUCUGCCAACUUACUACAUUAAGCAGGAAGAGCCACUAAAGAACAUGGAUGAUAUGUGAAUAGGAAUAAUGCUAUAGAUACAAAAAAACUAGUCUGGCUUCUGUUUUAUGAUUUUGUAGUUUGAAUUUACACAGUGCAGCUGAAAAUAAAAAUGAUUUUGUACUUUG